CAAAACUUGAUUUGUUGGAGUGUCAAGUUCUAUUAUCUUUGAAGUUCACAAUAAGCUACCAUAAGCGGAAAGGCACAUUUAAAGUAACCUCAAUGUGUUUAAUGAAUUCACAAACCAGGAAGUUAAAACUAUUCGCAAAAUCAAGUUCAUCGAAUUCCUGCUUGAGUUACUAGACGAGUAAUGGCGAAACUAAUUACUGCAGAAUGUCUUACUAAAUUGAUAACAUUGUACAAAUCGUUGGAUGAUAAUGAAAGAAUAAAGCUGGGAAAAGAGGCACAGAAAGAAUGGUUUGAAGUCGUAGGGAAAAUAAAUAAAACACGGACCAGAGAGAAGAAAGAUCUACAAUGCAUUGAAACGUUUAUUGAGAAUGUGGCUAAUGGACAAAACCUAAGACCACUUAAGAUGUUAGACGUCGCUAAAGGCGCAUUUGAAAAACAUGUGUCACCAUUUCUCGAUGAGGAAAAAAGAAUCGCGGAGAAAACGGUGUCGAAUGAUAUCCAUCCCAAGACUUUCACUGAAAGAUCUACCGACACAUUCACCCAAACAAGCAAGGGAAUAGCAGAACGCUACCAAAGUAUCCGGCAUUCAGAUGAUAUUUCUAGCCAGUGGGACAAUGCGUAUGACGAACUAAAAGCACGAUAUACUGACAAAGACAUUGAGGGCAUUCUGCUUGGGAUAUUGCAGAAGGCGUAUCUUAAGUGUCGAAAAGAAGCAGACCGUACUUUGAACGCUUUGAUAACUUCUGAAAAAGAAAUCAUACAAGGAAGCAGAGCGGGGUCAAAAGGAAACAUUAUUCAAGAGGAAAAUGGAGCAGCUCUGGCACUUUUGAAGCAGUACAUUCAUGUGCACGCUAAGUAUGCAGUUCCCAGGAUGCAAAAGACAUUUCUGAAGACGAAAUUGAUGAAAGGCUACACAGCUGAGUCCUUCAGCCAUCUGACAGUAUUUGCACAAGACUGUGUAGAGGUAUGCUGGUACAUGGCCGUCGAAGAUCCUCCCAUUGUUUUAGACACCACCGGUCCGGGAAGUCCCUUUGAGACGGCAUUGUACGAUUUCUAUAUCAAGAAGGGAUCUAAGAUUGACCAGAUAGUUUGGCCGGCUCUUCGCAUCUUCAAAAGCGGUCUGAUACUUGCCAAAGGCGUUGCAUCAGGAAAAUGAAACAAAAACACUUCAUGCAAUAUACUUGAUAUCAUAUGUUACUAUGUUGACGGAAAGUUAUAAAUUUAAACACACA
Messenger RNA from Mya arenaria, 1231 nucleotides. RefSeq lists its product as uncharacterized. Bases 181 to 1155 code for a protein of 324 amino acids. Lineage: Eukaryota; Metazoa; Mollusca; Bivalvia; Myida; Myidae. The record is from RefSeq and is a predicted model, not a curated record. The transcript is spliced from 6 exons.